This is a messenger RNA of Sapajus apella (tufted capuchin), 1943 nucleotides long. It is a transcript of the gene CAMLG, whose product is annotated as calcium modulating ligand. Gene Ontology annotation, cellular component: GET complex. The coding region runs from base 145 to 1035 and encodes 296 amino acids. Gene Ontology annotation, biological process: tail-anchored membrane protein insertion into ER membrane. Lineage: Eukaryota; Metazoa; Chordata; Mammalia; Primates; Cebidae. The record is from RefSeq and is a predicted model, not a curated record. The transcript is spliced from 4 exons.
GCUCGCAGGCUCAGGCACCGCGCUCGGGGGCGGGUCUAUCUUGGGAGAGGGUGCGCGCGCCCUGCGGCCCAGACUCUAGUCAUCGGCCUCGCAGCUGCUGCCAACAGCACCGCUAGUGCCACCCCUCCCAGACUGGACGGGAGGAUGGAGUCGAUAGCCGUCGUUACCGACGAUGGGGACAGGCCGGGGGUCCCAGCGGGCUCAGGCCUGUCGGCUUCCCAGCGUCGGGCCGAGCUGCGUCGGAGAAAGCUGCUCAUGAACUCAGAACAACGCAUCAACCGGAUCAUGGGCUUUCACAGGCCCGGGAGCGGCGCCGAAGAAGAAAGUCAAACAAAAUCGAAGCAGCAGGACAGUGACAAACUGAACUCCCUCAGCAUUCCUUCAGUGUCAAAGCGAGUGGUGCUGGGUGAUUCCGUCAAUACAGGAACUACUGACCAGCAGGGUGGCAUGGCCGAGGUAAAGGGGACCCAGCUGGGAGACAAACUGGACUCUUUCAUUAAACCACCUGAGUGCAGUAAUGAUACCAACCUUGAGCUCCGGCAGCGGAACAGAGGGGACCUGACAGCAGACACAGUCCAGAGGGGCUCUCGCCAUGGCCUAGAGCAGUACCUUUCCAGAUUCGAAGAAGCAAUGAAGCUAAGGAAACAGCUGAUUAGUGAAAAACCCAAUCAAGAGGAUGGAAGUACAACAGAAGAAUUUGACUCUUUUCGAAUAUUUAGAUUGGUGGGAUGUGCUCUCCUUGCUCUUGGAGUCAGAGCUUUUGUUUGCAAAUACUUGUCCAUAUUUGCUCCAUUUCUUACUUUACAACUUGCGUACAUGGGAUUGUACAAAUAUUUUCCCAAGAGUGAAAAGAAGAUAAAGACAACAGUACUAACAGCUGCACUUCUAUUAUCGGGUAUUCCUGCUGAAGUGAUCAAUCGAUCAAUGGAUACCUAUAGCAAAAUGGGUGAAGUCUUCACAGAUCUCUGUGUCUACUUUUUCACCUUUAUCUUUUGUCAUGAACUGCUUGAUUAUUGGGGCUCUGAAGUACCAUGAAGCCUGCAGAACUGAGAAGGAGAAGCUUACAAAAAAAGAAAAUUUGUCUUCUGCAUUGCAAUGCCUCUAAAGGAGGCAAAUUGGUUUACACCUUCAUGUAAUUCUUUUACUUUAGGGGUUGUAAAACUACUUUAUUAGAAAUAGAAUGGAAGAUUCCCUGAUUUAAAAGGGUUGAGUUUGUAUUAGUACUGACAUGAAGAAUAGAGCACCAAUGUCAUUAAUUGAUUUUUCUUCUUUAAUCAGAACCCCUAUUCUGUACUUUUCCUCUAACUUCUCAGAUUUGUAAUUCUUUGGGGGAGCUGAGCCUAGUGCUUUUAGGAGAGCAGAUAAACGUCGUCUCAGCCUACAGACUGCUUCUUGUAUUUGUGUCAAUCUGUCCUGAGAAAUGAAGUCAUCUUAAAAAUAAAAUGAAAGAAACUGAAUUGUCUAAUGUUAAGUCUGCACAUUGUAACAUUUCUUGUUGAGUAUCUUAAGUUUUACUCCAGCACAAGUAUUUAAUCAGAUUAAUAAUUCAGACAUGUGAAAUUGGAAGGUAUUUAUACAGUUUUUAUUGCUGUAUACCAAACUCAGAAUUGGAACUUUUUGCUUUCAAGUUUUCACUUUUAAGAAGUAUGUUUUAAGCAAACAAGAACAAAAUGACUAGAUAUAAAAAUGGGAUCUGAAGAACUGAGACAUGCAACCCGAUAUCAUAAAUAUCCUUUUUCCCCCAAAUGUGGUCUAGAUGAGUUACUAUAAAUAUCCUUUUAACUUAACUCAGUAACUGUCAUAUUUUGAUGGUUUGUCUUCUUAAAAGAGUAUAAAACUAAAGUGUUAUAUUGCUUGGUGUUACAUUUCCUUACAGAUUUUUGUAUAGUCUAAUUUGGUUAAUCCUUGUGACAUUAAAAACACAUACCCUUUUUAAAAAAUUA